AACCGGGCUAACCAGGCCAACAACGACGCAUCGUAGGGACGUCGGGCAACCGCUCAAUAUCUCUUCGGGUUUUAACUCGCCAACCUCCGUUCGCCACAAGCAGCAGCAGCGUCAACUACGGGAAUAGUAGCAGUGCACAGCAGCUGUGAAAUCAACCACCACUGGAGAGGAGAAGAGCUUCGAGAUACCCCAUUCGACGGAGCAACCCUCUUUGCGUUUUCUGCAUCCACUGCGCGGAGACGCUUGAACGGAAGCUCGCUCGAUUGUUCACAAGAGAAUCGGGGGAAAAAGAGGAAGAAACAAAAAUACUACCGUUUCUAACACGAGGCUAACGAUAAAUAAGUUAUUUAAUAAAAAAUAAAACAACAAAAAAAAAAAAAAAACCACGAACUAAAGCAUAAUAAUUAUUGUCGGUAAAAAUGGAGGAUAAAAAACUUGAACAGUAUUACUCGCCGCCGCCGAAACUCGGCAAAUGGGAGGGCUUCAGAAUUUUUCUGUGGAAUUCAGAAACCGGACAAUUUAUGGGACGGACUGGUGCAAGUUGGGCCAAGAUAUUGCUGUUCUACGUUAUAUUCUACGCCGUACUAUGCGGAUUCUUCGGGGCGAUGUUGGCCGUUUUUUACCAAACGCUAGAUCCGAACGCCCCUAAAUGGCAGCUGGAAGGAUCGCUGAUCGGCACCAACCCCGGUCUCGGUUUCAGACCGAUGCCUCCAGAGAGCAACGUCGAGAGCACUUUGAUCUGGUACAAGGCCAGCGACGAGGGAAACUACCGUCACUGGACCAAGGAGCUGGACAAGUUCCUCGAAAGUUACAAGAAGAUCGUGCCGAAGCCGGGUGUAAUCGACACCAGGGUGCCCUGCGACUACGAUUCCCCGCCACCGCAGGGCAAGGUCUGCAACGUCGACGUGGAGUCAUGGCAUCUGUGCAACCGAAACAAUACCUACAAUUACCAGAAAUCGGCGCCCUGCAUUUUCCUCAAGCUGAACAAGAUCUUCGGCUGGAUGCCGGCGACGUACAACGACACGACCGAUUUGCCGAGUAACAUGCCCGACGAUCUGAAGGCGCACAUCGCUAACGAGAAGUCGAGGAAACCGAAGUCGGUCAACACCGUCUGGGUGUCCUGCGAGGGUGAGAAUCCAGCGGACGUGGAAAAUAUCGGUCCUAUCCAGUACAUCCCGCAGCGAGGUUUCCCGGGAUAUUAUUUCCCGUUCACCAACACCCCGGGAUAUUUGAGUCCCCUGGUCGCGGUGCAUUUUGAAAAACCAAAGUACGGAGUCCUGAUCAACAUCGAGUGCAAAGCGUGGGCCCGCAACAUUCACCACGACAGAUUCGAGCGACGUGGAUCGGUUCAUUUCGAGCUCAUGGUGGAUUAAGCUGUCAAAUUUAAAGACAAAAUUUUGCUUCGACCACUACCAACUGCCGGCAAAAUUUUUCAAGCCCUCAAUCAUAUUGCAUAAUUAUAUAUACAUAUAUAUUAUUACGGCAAAGUCCCUGCCAAAAAAAAAAAAAAACAAGAAAAAAAAUUACCAACAAAAAAAGAAAUCAUUUUAUUUAAAUCUUAUUAUUAAAUAUUAUUAUCGACAUAAAUUCAUCAUAAAAACAUACAUGAUAAUACAUGAUACAUGCAUAGUCACAUAUAUACAUACAUAAUACAUAUAUAAAUUAUAUUCGCACAUCCUAAUUUCAUCAUUUUAUACAAUCCGAAGAAGAAAGAAAAAAAAAAUAACAAACAAAAUACAAAUCACCAACUACACGGGCAAUAAUUUUCUAUUAGGCAAUCGGUUUCAUAGACAUUCACUACGUAAUUAAUUAUUUGAUUUCAAUUAAUUAAUUAUACGUUCGCUUCGUUUCAAUAUCUCAAUGAAUUAGCUAUGAUCAGUGUCAAGUUAAAAUAACAAAAAUAAUAACAAUAAUAGUUAUAAUGAUAAUUAAUAAUAAUAACAUUAAUAUUAAUAAUAAUAACGUAUAACGUAGUAAUAUACAUAUAUGAACACUCAUAUGAAUAUUAUAUAGGUCCAGUAUUGUUUGAAUUUCGGCUUAUAUAAAAUACGGCUACACUAUAUGUAUAUUGUACAUUUCAUUUAUUCAUUAACUAUUAUUAUCAUUAUUAUAAUUGUUGUUGUUAUUUUUUUUUGUUAAAGACACACUAAAAAUCAUACAUUAAUAUAUUAUCUACAUGAAAUGUAUCGGUAUAUAUAUUAAUAAGAAGUAUACAUGUUGUAUAAGAAGUUUGCAUACAGCUGCAGGAGUGUAAUGAUAAUUAUUACGAUUUAUUUAUUUAUUGAUCAAUUAAUUUAUUUAUCUAUUCUAUUUAAAUCAUAUACGUAAUUGAAUUCAUUUCACGAGGGUUUCGUUUUAAUAAUUUCAUGAUACGAGGCGUUCGAAAGAAAAAAUGAAGAAGGAAGCGAAGAAAAAAUUAAAAUAACAAAAAUAAGAUCCGAUUACACACAUAUUAUUUUUAUUCGCUAUGAUAUGAUAAAACUACGAUAAUACUAAUAAUGACAAUUAACAAUAACACUAGCGACAAACGAUGGAAAAAAAAAAAAAAAAUACAUCGGCAAACGUAAGGGGGAAUAAAAAAUCUCGCGGCUCUUUACUUACAAUUAGCAAAUAACGUGGCCACCCAGAUAUUAAAUUAGAUACUUAAAGUGAACUAUUAUAUUAAUUAUGUACUCGUCGUUAUUAUACUGUCUGGGCAUGAAACCUGUGAAAA
Athalia rosae (coleseed sawfly) is the source of this 2713-nucleotide messenger RNA. Its product is annotated as sodium/potassium-transporting ATPase subunit beta-2-like. Gene Ontology annotation, molecular function: ATPase activator activity. The record is from RefSeq and is a predicted model, not a curated record. Gene Ontology annotation, biological process: potassium ion import across plasma membrane; sodium ion export across plasma membrane; intracellular potassium ion homeostasis. Gene Ontology annotation, cellular component: sodium:potassium-exchanging ATPase complex. The coding region runs from base 420 to 1373 and encodes 317 amino acids. NCBI's taxonomy places the organism in Eukaryota, Metazoa, Arthropoda, Insecta, Hymenoptera, Athaliidae. The transcript has 5 exons.